This is a messenger RNA of Enhydra lutris kenyoni (northern sea otter), 2844 nucleotides long. Its product is annotated as 4-hydroxy-2-oxoglutarate aldolase 1. The transcript is spliced from 7 exons. Lineage: Eukaryota; Metazoa; Chordata; Mammalia; Carnivora; Mustelidae. The record is from RefSeq and is a predicted model, not a curated record. Gene Ontology annotation, molecular function: 4-hydroxy-tetrahydrodipicolinate synthase activity; N-acetylneuraminate lyase activity. Gene Ontology annotation, biological process: N-acetylneuraminate catabolic process. The coding region runs from base 321 to 1304 and encodes 327 amino acids.
CUGGAGGAGGAGGGCCCGACCUGGCCCCUCCUAGAGAAGCUCCCCGGGGUUGUACUCCAGGAACCCGCCCCCGCGCCUGGCCAGAGGGACACUGGACUGUGGCAUUUGUCCAGCCGCUCCUUAAGGGGAGAAUGGCCAUGGGGCCUACAGGCUUAGUCUCUGACCCUGGGGACGCUCAGCCCAGGCCUACCCCAGCGCCAACAGUCAGGGGGCAGCAAAUUUUUAACUAGACACACUGAUCAUUAACAAGGGUAGGAAGGAGUGUAAACUCCGUGUCACACAGGGGCAGAGACCAGCUGGGCCUCAGGCCUCUCGCAGAGAUGCUGGGCCGUGGAAUCUGGUCCUCUGUGAGGCAGGGGCUGAGCAGGGGCUUGUCCAAGAAGGUGGGGGGUUGGGCCUCGGGGGAGGGGAGGAAGGUGGACAUUGCAGGCAUCUACCCCCCUGUGACCACCCCCUUCACUGCCACGGCAGAGGUGGACUAUGAGAAACUGGAGGAGAAUCUGCACAAAUUGGGUACCUUCCCCUUCCGAGGCUUCGUGGUCCAGGGCUCCAAUGGCGAGUUUCCCUUCCUGACCAGCAGUGAGCGGCUGGAGGUGGUGAGCCGAGUCCGCCAGGCCAUGCCCAAGGACAAACUCCUGCUAGCCGGCUCCGGCUGCGAGUCCACUCAAGCCACCGUGGAGAUGACUGUGAGCAUGGCCCAGGUUGGGGCUGAUGCUGCCAUCGUGGUGACCCCUUGCUACUAUCGUGGCCGCAUGAGCAGUGCGGCCCUCAUUCACCACUACACUAAGGUCGCUGACCUCUCCCCCAUUCCUGUGGUGCUCUACAGCGUCCCAGCCAACACGGGGCUGGACCUGCCCGUGGAUGCGGUGGUCACGCUCUCCCAGCACCCAAACAUCGUGGGCAUCAAGGACAGUGGUGGUGACGUGACCAGGUUGGGGCUGCUGGUUCACAAGACCAGGAGGCAGGACUUUCAAGUGUUGGCUGGAUCGGCUGGCUUCCUGCUGGCCAGCUAUGCCGUGGGAGCUGUGGGGGGCGUGUGUGCCCUGGCCAACGUCCUGGGGCCUCAGGUGUGCCAGCUGGAGCGACUGUGCCUCACAGGGCAAUGGGAAGAUGCCCAGAAACUGCAGCACCGCCUCAUUGAGCCGAACACUGCGGUGACCCGGCGCUUUGGGAUCCCCGGGCUGAAGAAGACCAUGGACUGGUUUGGCUACUACGGAGGCCCCUGCCGUAGCCCCUUGCAGGAGCUGAGCUCCACGGAUGAGGAGGCCCUGCGUAUGGACUUCAGCAGUAAUGGCUGGCUCUGAGGGCAGGUGCCUGGCCUGAGCCCAUCUCAGCUUCCUGCCCUGUACCUGCAGCUGAAGAGGCACAUGGGGGUAUGAGAUUUCAAAGCCUGUUUUCCUACUUCAGUCCUCUAGGGAGCCUCUCCCAGGCUCUGCCAUGCACACCCAUUUCCUAUUCUCGCAGCCCCAUGAACCGUUGGCAUUUGUAGCCUCAACUCUGGCUCUCUAGAGACCUUCAGUCUGGGGAGGAGCAAUUGCUUGUCCCUCUCCUGUGCCUUCCUGUGCCCCGCGACACGUGACCGGGAACCAGCCGGCAUGAGCAGGGGGCAACUGGGGCAAAAGUAAGGUCAUGUAUUUUACUGAUGGGAUGGCCGCUUAGACUUGGGGGUACACACCUAAGCCCAGCACAGUGCAGCAGGGAGCCAGGGCUCUUCCUAAGAACCUGACUCCUUCCAGAGGAACGAGGGGGUGCGGUUCGGAAACCUAAUCAGAAAAGCGUCUCUGGCCUUUGAAAGGCCCCCAAGUUACAUUCCAGACACAGUGCCUUUCCUAAACCCAUUUUGAUCAUCUCAUAUUCUCAUCUCUAGCCUUGAUCUCAACUGUAGAGAGCAUGGAGCUGGCCCAGGGCCUUGCCAGAGUUGGUAAAUAAUGACACCUGGUGGAUAAAUGUUACAUUUUAGACUUCUAGUCAACCUGGUCUGAAACAUUAGGGAAAGAGACUUGGUCUCAGACCUGGCCAUCUUCUUGCCUUAGGCACUGUGCUUUCUUUGUUAAAAAUAAUACUUUGUUCUUACAAUAAAGUUGAAUAACUGAAAACAGUGUGGCCUUGUACAAAUUGACACCUCGCUGCCAUGUAGGUCUUAGGUUUCCUGCCUGGAUGUCAAGAAUUGCCUAGAAGCAAUUUAACUUUCAAGGUCUGCUUUCUCCCGGCUCUGAGGGAGGCCCUAGCAAUCUACAGCAAAGAAGGUAUUAGAUCAGUGGUGGCCUAGGGGAAAGGCUUGUUGAAGUUCUGGGUGGGAGGUAGGAGGCAAAAAUGUUCAACUAAGAUAUUUAGAAACACCUUAGCACAUUAGCCAAAAAGGCUGCUUUCUCCAGAAAUGUUUAACCUUAUUCAGUGAUACUUAACUAGUGGCAGUAAACCAGAGAUGAAUGUUUUUAAAAUUACUCUGGCUAAAAAGAAAGGUAAACAGAUCCUUGUUUAGGACAAAGGCUAGAGGAGAGAAUAUAAAAGGUAUUGAUCUUCAACUGAAAUUGGCCAUCAGAAUGGUACUGAAGCUUGGGACUUAGCACCUGGGCUCUUCUCACAGGCAACAUCCAGAAGAUCUGGGCUCAGAGGAGAAUCCAGCUUAGGGAUGGGGCAAAAAUUGAGGGCUUGGGAGGCUGGCUGGUGUACUGGUAAAGCACUCAGCCUCUGGGCUUACGUUAAGCAGGCCUGGGUUUAAGUUCUCAGACCUGCCCCUUAGGGUUGGUGGGACCUUGGGCAACUACUUAAGUGCCUGAUCUGAUCUGUAACUUGGGGAUUAUAACAGUUCCUUUCUCCCAGGGCUCCACAAGAUCACGCAUG